AUGAGUACAGAUCCUCGACUUGCUCGAGCAAUGACCGCAAAUCCACCCCCUCCUCCACCGCCUCCGCCCCCGCAGGAACCCUCAUCUUCAACCCCUCCAGCGGGGACGGAUGGCACAGCCGAUGAAACACCUACACCACCACCACCGCACCCCUCAUCGACAUCGUACAAACUUAAAUUCUGCACAGUAUGUGCCGCCAAUCAAAAUCGGUCAAUGGAGGCACACAAUCGCCUCUCCUCACCACCGUCAUCGUAUCCAGUAAUAUCCUUCGGCACCGGGUCCCUGGUCCGGCUCCCAGGCCCAUCCAUCACGCAACCUAAUGUCUAUAACUUCAACACCGUAUCCUAUGCUCAAAUACUAUACCGCAACAACGGCGUCCUCACCAUGCUCGAGCGAAACAAGGGCGUGAAAUGGGGUCCGGAGCGCUUUCAGGAAUGGGUACCCGGAAUGCCGCGAUUGGAUCAUGUGUCUAGAGGGGACAAGGGAAGUUUGGGGACAGAGGGCGGGUUGGUUGAUGCUAUCAUUACUUGUGAAGAGCGGUGCUGGGAUGCCGUGGUUGAUGAUUUGAUGAAUCGCGGUGCCCCGCUGAAUCGCCCCGUGCAUGUUUUCAACGUCGACAUUCGUGAUAGUCACGAGGAGGCCCUGGUUGGCUCCAAGGCGAUUCUUGACCUGGCAGACAGGCUGAACAGUGCAGCUGAUGAGGAACAGAAAAUCAACGGUGCGAAUGGCUGGGAUCAGGCGACUGGUGAAGCGAGGAGAUGCUUCGAUGAGAAGGUUCCUGAGAUCCUUGCCAAGUGGCAGGAGAAAUGGCCCAAUCUACCCGCAUUGUGGACUCUAUCUUGGUUUUAA
This is a messenger RNA of Paracoccidioides lutzii Pb01, 849 nucleotides long. RefSeq names its product transcription/RNA-processing factor Ssu72. Gene Ontology annotation, biological process: termination of RNA polymerase II transcription. The transcript is spliced from 2 exons. Gene Ontology annotation, cellular component: nucleus; mRNA cleavage and polyadenylation specificity factor complex. Bases 1 to 849 code for a protein of 282 amino acids. Gene Ontology annotation, molecular function: RNA polymerase II CTD heptapeptide repeat phosphatase activity. The record is from RefSeq and is a predicted model, not a curated record.